Sphaerulina musiva SO2202 is the source of this 728-nucleotide messenger RNA. RefSeq lists its product as uncharacterized. Gene Ontology annotation, cellular component: cytosolic large ribosomal subunit; ribosome. The coding region runs from base 38 to 235 and encodes 65 amino acids. The transcript has 4 exons. NCBI's taxonomy places the organism in Eukaryota, Fungi, Ascomycota, Dothideomycetes, Mycosphaerellales, Mycosphaerellaceae. Gene Ontology annotation, molecular function: structural constituent of ribosome. The record is from RefSeq and is a predicted model, not a curated record. Gene Ontology annotation, biological process: cytoplasmic translation.
AGAAUCUAGAAGCACGUUCGCACAAACCACCGUCGCAAUGGCCAAAUCAAAGAACUCGUCUCAGCAUAACCAGGCGAAGAAGAACCACAAGAACGGUAUCAAGAAGCCAAAGACCAACAGAUAUCCUUCGCUCAAGGGAACCGAUCCAAAGUUCCGAAGAAACCACAGACAUGCACUCCACGGCACAAUGAAGGCACUCAAGGAGGUCAAGGAGGGCAAGCGCGAUGCGGCAUAGAGGACAACCACGAUCGAUGUCUACGAGAGUUGGGACCUGGGAUUGACUUUACGGCUUCGACGCGAGCAUGCCCUGGCGCAAUAUGAGAGCGUGGGACGAUGCAAGAUACCUGGCUCGAGAGGUCUCAUGAUGGAGGUAACUGAAAUGCAAGUCUGGAUUCACAGCCCCCUCUCCAUCGAAAACAUAUUCGUUCAGGUGAGAUCUCGCCGGAUGCGACAAUUUCCACGAAUCCCUUUUUCCUACUUCGAGUCAUCAGUAUCUUCACGCGGCAUAAGUGUGUACAGCUCAUUGCGAUAACAUUCACGCAAAGGGUUGAAGGAUUUUCCAUCGUGCCAAGAUUAAGUCUUCUCGGAGCAUACCAUCUCAUUACCAAACACGGACGCUGUUGUACUCUGUCGGCGUUUGUGCAUGAGGAUGUGGUUACAAUUAUGAGAUGCGUGUAGUGGUCUCACAGGACAGAACGUAGGUAGCAAUACAUGGAUUCAGUCUUCUC